Messenger RNA from Exophiala spinifera, 672 nucleotides. RefSeq lists its product as uncharacterized. NCBI's taxonomy places the organism in Eukaryota, Fungi, Ascomycota, Eurotiomycetes, Chaetothyriales, Herpotrichiellaceae. The transcript has 2 exons. The record is from RefSeq and is a predicted model, not a curated record. Bases 1 to 672 code for a protein of 223 amino acids.
AUGUUCUCUCCAAACGCCCUUCUGCUAGCGGCGUCGCUUUGCUCGUACGCACUGGCACAGACCAAGAUUGCAUUUACCCAUGUCCCGGCUGCUGUUGUUGGUGGUGGCUCAUACAAUAUCACCUGGGGCGGUGGCGAUGAUACACCGGUCACCAUCACCCUCCGCGAAGGAGACCCAGACGACCUGAAGACUAUCGAGACGUUGGCAGACGGUGUGUCUGGGGAUUUCUUCGUUUGGACAGUGUCGAAAGACCUCAAGGCUGCGGACGACUAUGCUUUGCAGAUCACACAAGGUCAGAACGACAUCAACUACAGUGGCCAAUUCUCUCUUACAAACUCUACCGCAUCCACAACUGAGUCGGCCUCGGGGAAUACAACUGCCAGUAUUACAGCAACCAGUUCCCUCGCUUCGCAAGGAACAGGAUCCGCCCUCCCAAGGAACACCACGUUCAGCUCUGCUACCAUUUCGCGGACGGCCAGCCUGCCGUCUACAACUACUGAGUCGGCAUCGGGUUCUGCAACAUUCGGCGACGUAACCUCAACAUCUUCAUCUGCACCAACGGCCGCCGCUACGACAAGUGCUCCUGAUGCGAAUGCCGCUGGAGUUGCGCAACUCGGAAGCUCAGCUGCUUUGGUCAUGGGCAUCUUCGCAGCAGUCAUGUGCUUAAGUUAG